Molecule: messenger RNA, 3069 nt
Organism: Aspergillus melleus
Lineage: Eukaryota; Fungi; Ascomycota; Eurotiomycetes; Eurotiales; Aspergillaceae
Product: tubulin-specific chaperone D
Exons: 5
Coding region: 1-3069 (1022 amino acids)
Biological process (GO): post-chaperonin tubulin folding pathway; tubulin complex assembly; microtubule cytoskeleton organization
Molecular function (GO): GTPase activator activity; beta-tubulin binding
Source: RefSeq, a predicted model, not a curated record
AUGUUGAUUUGGCUCUCCCACUUGCUGCUGGCUCCCUUUGAUCUGUCAUCGAUGUCAUCGGAUGAUCUUCCGGUUCCAUAUGAUAAUCUAGGCCAGCUCAGACCCCUGUCACCCCAGACGCCGGCAAUUGCAAAGUCCAUCCUCUCGGUGUCCCUGAAUUAUGUGAACGUUCCCGGGAAAGAGCGAGAGGCCGCCACUGCGCUUCUCGCACGCUUGGUGCUUCGAGGGGACAUGCAGUCCCUAGGACUCUUGACGUAUCUUACAGAUUGGGCAUUUUCUAUGAUUGAGCCUGCGGACAGACCUGAGCCUCCUACUGUCUACACCUGUAUCGGUGUACUGUCUUUUCUUGCGCGUCUUGGGGCCUCCGGCCAAGUGGAAGACUUUGCUCCACUUAUCGUACCGGUCUUCCAAAAGACCCUGCUCGUUGCACAGGGAACGUCAGAUGUAUCUGAGAUUAUCAAGUCCUCUGCGCUGGCGAGGAAAAUUAUUAUUAAAAUUCUUCGCUCAGUGACGGUCAUGGCCUUGUCCUUGAGUGAAAGGGCAGACAGUCCACUUUCGGAUGACCAAUUCUCUUCAAUUCUGGAAGAUGCAAUCGAUCAUUUCUUGGUGGCUUUGGCUGAUAAAGAUACCCCCGUGCGGUUUGCUGCAAGCAAGGCCUUGAGUAUAAUAACGCUGAAGCUUGACUCGGAUAUGGCGGCAGAGGUCAUUGAGGCCGUCACCGGUUCGUUGGAGGAGAAUAUUCUAUAUGAGAAGCCGGAUGGUACGAUCGUGACCCCGUUAGAAGCCCGGAUGUUUGGGACCAACAAAUUGAAACGAAACCUGAGCGCAGUGGAUGCUCAGCGAUGGCAAGGCCUGAUACUUACGCUGGGCCAUCUCCUAUUUCGUCGUGCCCCGCCCACUCAUCAACUUCCCGAAGUGCUCCAACCUCUGAUUUCUGGACUUGAAUUUGAACAAAGGUCAUCGACCGGAAGCUCCGUGGGCACUGGUGUACGAGAUGCCUCUUGCUUUGGAAUCUGGGCCAUAUCUCGGAAGUACACAACCCAGGAACUGCUCGCUUUGAAACCGCAGACAAUCAACACAUCUACAGCCCAGGAUGAAACGAACAUCCUGCAGAUGCUGGCCAUAGAGCUAGUAUGUGCUGCUUGUGUGGAUCCGUCUGGAAAUAUUCGGAGAGGUGCAUCCGCUGCCUUACAGGAACUUAUUGGACGGCAUCCUAAUACCAUUUCCGAGGGAAUCCCGCUGGUUCAAGUGGUUGAUUAUCACGCCGUGGCUCGUCGCUCAAGGGCCAUGAAUGAUGUCGCAAAAGCUACUGCCGACCUGAGCCACCAUUAUUGGAGCCCUCUGAUUGAAUCGCUGAUGCACUGGAGAGGCAUUGGAUCACCAGACGCCGAAUCUAGGAGGCAGGCAGCAAAAGCCAUCGGGAACCUGAGCACCCAGAACUCUUACAAGUCACUUAAGAUUGUGCUUCAGCGAUUGAUCACCAAAUUUACGAACCUUCCACACAGCGAUGUUGAGGGGAGGCACGGCUGUUUGCUAGCACUUUCUGCGACGGUUGAAGCCUUCAAUACCUGUCGUGAGAACUCGGAGGAUGGCACUGAGGCAGCAGAUGUUGUGCUCCAACUAGAGGAAAUCUGGAACAUAUUUAACUCUCCAGCCGGCCCUACCAAGAAGGACCUGACGCUCCAAAUCUCACGUCCUGAAUUGACAGCUGAAGCGGCAGCAUGUCUGAUCUCUUCUCUCUCUCGUUCAGUGUCACAAGAGACGGUGCCAAAAGUUCCACAACCGUCCGCCGACGUGCUCGAUAAAGCCCUUGAAACUCUUCUGCUCUGCGUUUCUCGAGGCGAAGACAUUGCCAUCGAGAAUUCCUCUCCAUCGGUAUCUGGGAUAUUCCCUCUCUUGACUCCAACAAGACAGGAAGAAAUAAUUCAAGGCUGGUUUUCGCACAUCGGCACCACUCGGAAAUUACCAACUGGCCGCGGCCAAAUCUCAGUUCUGGGUGCUAUUUUCAAGCACCUUGAUGUAAGGAGCGAGUUGAGGCAGUCGAUUGUGGAGGAGUUGUUGCGAUGCACCGAGAAAGACGAAUUGAUUGAAAAGCGAGUAAUGGCUGUGAAGAGCUUGACUACAGGUGUUCUUCCAUAUUUAGACGAAACGGAUGCCAUCUCAGAACAUGUGAUUAGCUUCUUGGAUGACUAUACUACAGAUAGACGCGGUGAUAUUGGCUCUCAAAUUCGGCUAGAGGCAAUUCAAUCAGCACAUAUUCUCCUUCAGAAGAACUCGAAAUUCACAAUUCAUGACUCGCACGUCCAGAACAUCAUCGGAUGUCUCUGCCGAUUAGCAGCCGAAAAGCUGGAUAAAGUUCGCCUUCAAGCCUGGCUAUGUCUGCAGAGUUUCUGGGAAUCAACCGAUGAGUUUCCACAAUUGAAAAGACGAUACGAACAUUUCAGCCAUGUGUCCUCGCCGGACUAUUUCCUACAGCUCCUCGAUCUGGAAGCAGUCGAGUGGUUGCGUGUCCCGAUCCUCCAGGGUAUUGCAACUUCCGCCGUCGCCGGAGCCGAGGGACUUAUUCGCUCUUCGCGUUCAGCCUUGGUUGAAUGGAUUAACAACCGGGGGGCGGAAGAACUGCCCAUCGCAGUGGUUUCUGUCAUAAAAGAUCUUUUGGUUAUAUUGAGUGACAACCUUCAAGAUGACCGUUAUGCUAUACCGGUAAUCGAGCUACUCGCGUUCCUGUUAGAUGGCUAUAUCUCUUCAAUCCCUGCCGAUUCCGAGCCCAGUUUCAGGAAACUGUUCGUCCUUGUACAAAAGGCCCAUUUCAAAACCUCUAAUAUCGCAAGACUAGAAGCAGCGAUCAGAGUGUACGCGUGUCUAUGUCGAUUGGAGCCAUUGCGCACUGAAGCGCUCAAGAAGAUGACGGGCAUGCUUUUGCAUCCUUUCCCAAGGGUUCGAAGUAACAUUGCGGAAUACUUGUAUAUGGAAACCGAGCUGGACAAGGUCAAGUAUGAGGAUUGGAUGAGGCAGCCCAAAGAGUUGAAGGGCCUUGUAGGAGCGUUGCGGGAGACUUGGGGGUUGUAG